Momordica charantia (bitter melon) is the source of this 1225-nucleotide messenger RNA. Its product is annotated as eugenol synthase 2. The record is from RefSeq and is a predicted model, not a curated record. Gene Ontology annotation, molecular function: oxidoreductase activity. Lineage: Eukaryota; Viridiplantae; Streptophyta; Magnoliopsida; Cucurbitales; Cucurbitaceae.
AUCCUUUUCAAUUUCCCGCCCUAUCUAGCUAGUCGAGGAGUAAUUUUGAAGCGAAAGAACAUCAUUGAUCGAUAUCAAUGGCGGAGAAAAGCAAAGUUCUGAUCAUAGGAGGCACCGGUUACAUCGGAAAGUUUGUGGUGGAAGCGAGCGCCAAGGCCGGCCAUCCUACUUUUGCUCUGAUCAGGGAGAGCACUGUCGCGGAUCCUGCAAAAGCAAAACUCGUCGAGAAUUUCAAGAAUUCCGGAGUCCACUUGAUUACUGGAGAUCUUUAUGAUCAUGAAAGUUUGGUGAAGGCGAUUAAGCAGGUGGAUGUCGUGAUUUCGACGGUUGGCCAAUUUCAACUGGCGGAUCAGGUCAAGAUCAUCGCUGCAAUCAAAGAAGCCGGCAAUGUCAAGAGAUUCUUGCCUUCAGAGUUUGGGAUGGAUGUGGAUCGAGUCCACGCAGUUGAGCCCGCAAAGUCAGCAUUGGAAAUAAAGGCCCAAAUCCGGAGGGCAGUGGAGAGGGCAGGGAUACCCUACACCUACGUGUCCUCCAAUUGUUUCAAUGGGUACUUCCUCCCCACACUCAUGCAGCCGGGGCUCACCUCUCCUCCCACAGACCAAGUCAUCAUUCCUGGCGAUGGACGACCCAAAGCAAGUUUCAACUUGGAGGAAGACAUCGGGAGUUACACCAUAAAAGCUGUGGACGACCCAAAAACUGAGAACAAGAUUGUGUACAUCAGGCCGCCCAACAACACCUACUCCUUCAACGACCUCGUCGCUCUGUGGGAGAACAAAAUCGGCAAAUCCAUACAAAAGCUUUACGUUCCAGAGGAGCAGCUCCUCAAGGACAUCCAAGAGGCUCCACUUCCAAUCAAUGUGAUUUUGGGUCUGAACCACUCUGUGUUUGUGAAGGGAGAUCAAACCAACUUCGAGAUUGAGGCAUCCUUCGGGGUGGAGGCCUCGGCGCUGUACCCGGAUGUCAAAUACACCACUGUUGAUCAAUAUCUCUCUCGAUUUGUUUGAAGCAAAAUAAAAUUUGGGGUGUUUUUAAUUUCCUGUGCUUUGCUUUGUGGGGGGUGUAGUAAUAAAUUUCUGGAUGGCUUUUUCGUUGCUGCAGACAGUGUCAUGGGCUGCUCUUUGUCUUUGGUUUCUGCCUGAUCUUGUCAUUCCAUAUAUUAUGACUUUGUGCCCACAUCUGUGUUGUGUUUUUUAUAACUUGUUCUAGACUACUUUUAAGUCUUUAA